AUGCAGGACCAUGCUUUCAACAAAUACUUCACAAAACAAGAAUUAGAGAAUAUCAGCAAAUGCUUUACGCCAGAUCAACAAAAAGAUGUCCUUGAUCUCGGUGAACAGUGCGCCAAAACACCCAGGGGCCGUAUUAGAAAACCCAGAGUCCGCAAGGCUGUGCCUGGCCACAUUGGACGACCUAUCAACAGCUUCAUGGCUUACAGAUCUAAAGUUCAAUCUGAUAUCAGACAGUUUUGUCCUACAGCAAACCACCGCGUUAUCUCCAAGAUCAUUGCUAAAUGGUGGAGGGCUAUUGAUGAGAAGGAAAAAGAUGUCUAUAGAGUCAUUGCAGACAAGGCAAAGAAAGAUCAUUUAGAAAAACAUCCUGGAUAUACUUUCCGUCCCAAGCCUAAAAAGAACAAGAAGCCUGCUGUCACCAAAACCAAGGAGGCUGACAAGAGUGCCACUCAAGAAGAUGCCAAAGACCUAGACUACAUGCCAUCACCCCGAUUCUAUUGCAGAGUUGAGAGAGAGCAUUCCUAUCAGCAAGAGCAACAGCAUCAGCCACUGCAAGGAUUAUUAGCUUAUGCAGGCCCAGAUUUGAAUGAAGGUGCAUCGUCCCUCUAUUUUCAGCCUACUGUCAACUAUGCUUCUGUAUCCCUGGGAGAAGACGGCUUGAAUCUUGAUACAAAUAGUGCCACCAUGUAUGUUGAUCCUGCCUUACUACAUAAUGGCUACAUGGACAUCAAUGCUGCUGAACCCAUCUCCUUUAGCUUUGAAACUGAUCCAGCCAUGUUUACCUUGUUGAGCAAUUCUACACCUUCUUCUCAAAUGCUGGAAACACCUUCAUUGGACUACUUUCAAUCACCUAUUUCCCUGUCUCAUCCAGCCUUGGGUCAUCAAUCAUCAGGAUAUCAACAAACAAUGCAGCAAGCAAUGCAGCAACAACAACAACAACAACAACAACAACAAGAUACUCCUUACUUGCUGGAUCAGACCGUCAUACCUGCAGAUUACAGUAAUGAAUAUGGCAAAUUAUUUGAUAGUUUGGAUAGCAGCUCCUCCGCCUCAUCAUCCGAUCUCUUGCGUACGCCUAACAAUAACAUCCAAGUAAAUACUGAUUUUGUCAGUUACAUGUAUGGAGCUGGCAAUCCUAAUAUCAUUUUUGCAGAGCAACCAGAGCAGUGGCUGAAUUAUAAUAUCAAUUAG
Messenger RNA from Mucor velutinosus, 1191 nucleotides. It is a transcript of the gene RPF1, whose product is annotated as Ribosome production factor 1. The record is from RefSeq and is a predicted model, not a curated record. The coding region runs from base 1 to 1191 and encodes 396 amino acids. The transcript has 2 exons. Lineage: Eukaryota; Fungi; Mucoromycota; Mucoromycetes; Mucorales; Mucoraceae.